Molecule: messenger RNA, 1134 nt
Organism: Candidozyma duobushaemuli
Lineage: Eukaryota; Fungi; Ascomycota; Pichiomycetes; Serinales; Metschnikowiaceae
Gene: RTT109
Product: H3 histone acetyltransferase
Exons: 1
Coding region: 1-1134 (377 amino acids)
Biological process (GO): DNA damage response
Cellular component (GO): nucleus
Molecular function (GO): histone H3K56 acetyltransferase activity
Source: RefSeq, a predicted model, not a curated record
AUGUCUGUGGAACGUCCCCCGACGCUCAAAAUCAAGCAUUUUUUCCUUUUGUCCGAGAAAUCAAGCAGCAACCCGGUCCUCGCUCUCGAAGUCUACGUCUACUUGUCCUUUGAAGAGCAGCUUGUCCAGCACAUAUUUAUUCCAAAGGCCGACACGACAGGUCUUGGUAAGAGGGUUUCAGCAAAAGCGGUGGUCUGUGAACUCGUGAAUCGGGUUCUUGCGAUAAGCCCUGGGUCCUAUUUGGCUGAACCGGUUGCAUGGCAUAAACCCGCUAAAGAGUCCAAAGACGACUCGUCUGAUAAAAACUUGUCACCAUAUCCUACGGUCAAUGCUUUGCGGGACCUCGCGGCGAAGAUAAGAAACCCAGAACCACAAGAAAAGAAACAAGCCCAUGUUCCCGUAACUCCAGAAAAGUACAUCACAAAGAUCUCUCUCUUUACGCGUGCUGCUAACGCGUACAUCUUUCCAAAUUCAGAGCAAAACAAAGGCAAGCAUCUUGCCGACGGAAACGCUCUUUUCUCGUGGUGGGUGCAAAUUCUAGAAAAUGUGCUUCCUGAGGCCUGGAAAUGUACAGCCGAUCUUCCUGGCGCUGAACCGGCGGCAGUAUCUCGCUACCUUCCAAAACGGUGGUCUCGCGGCCACAUAUUUGAUAAGAAGGCAUCUGCAAUUCGUGAAAUUCCCUUGUUUCCAGAUGACCCAAAGGGCCGUUUCCUAGAACACUUGGUAGUUGAGGGACGCUACAGGUCGGUCAAUGUCGCUCUGUUCUGGGAUGAACUCGGCUUUCGUCAGGAGUUUCGACUUGGCAAUGUCGUGGGCAUCAUUGGCUGUGAAAAUGUUGAUCCUGUUGCAGUUGGAUCAUCCAAAAUGCCAGGCCUCAGCGUCUCCCACAAACAGUACAAGAAGAUUGUCGAUUUCGUAAAAAGCGAAGACUACGCCGCUCCUGACGUCUCGACAAUGAUUACGCUGGGGCUUCCCGAGGUAUUCAAACAGAGUGGUUUGGAAUAUGAACCGGAGAGAAUAGUCGGUACAAGGCAGGUGGCUGCAAAGGAAACAGCAAUUCCAGUGAACACUCUCACGGCUAAACGUCCGGCCGUGAACAACUUAACGGGUCUUGUCCGCAAGGCUCGCAAGUAG